CCAUGGUGCCGAUCCUCCCCUGGAUUCCUUCUUCGGCCUCCCCAAAGGCCGGGCUCACCUACAGACCGGUAAAAUACCCACGCCACGGAGAGUCGUCCAGUCCCACACCUACCCACCCACCCGCGCACUUCCGCUUCCGGCUUCGGGCCUCUCGGAGCGGAAGUGGCUCGGACUCCGGCUCUCGGAACCAGACGUCCGGGACUCCUGCUUGGGCAGCCUGGAAAAAAAAAGGAGCAGUUCCACUUUCAGUCUCUGAAGAGAAAUUCUAGUUUCUUUCUCCAGGAAUUGAGGUCACGAUGGACCAGUAUAAGUCCGGUAUUUUGAGGAAUAAGGUGUGCAUUUAUGAUGAGCUGCCACCCAGUGUCAAAAAAUGGGAAGCAGUAACUUUUGAGGAUGUGGCUGUGAACUUCACCAUGGAGGAGUGGGCUUUGCUUGAUCCAUCCCAGAAGAAGCUCUAUAGAGAUGUGAUGUGGGAAAACUUUAGGAAUGUGGCUGCUAUAGAAAGAAACUGGGAUGAUCAGCAAAUUAAAGAUGAAUGCAAAACUUGCAGGAGAAGUGGAAGAAGUGAAGAAGUAGAGAAAUGCUGUCAAUAUAAAUUAUGUCAACAACAUGGAGAGACCUUUUUUUGGACUCGUACCAAAACAGGUGAAAACUUUGCUUUUAGAAAACCCCUGAUUAAUCAUUCAUUGUCUAAUGUGCCCAUUAUGGGUAACACCGGACUCGCAUCCUAUGAGUAUCAGAGAUUUGAGGAGAAGCUCUCUAACAAACACAGCAAAACUUCCACUGCCUUCCUGUCCUUUCAGAAGCAUACAAAAACAAAUCCUGGAGAUACACCCUAUGAAUAUGAGCAAUGUGGAAAAUCCUACUCUAAAGGCACUGAAGGAAGCAACACUAAAGAGAAACCAUUUAUAUAUGAGCAAGAUGUUAAAGCCUUCAGCACAACGAACUAUGUUCAAAUCUAUGAAAGAAAUCACAGUGAAGUGAAUACCUAUGUAUGUAUACAUUGUGGAAAAGCUUUUAAUUCUCUGCAUGACAUUCAGAUACAUGAAAGAGCUCACACUGGAGAAAAACCCUAUGUGUGUAAGCAGUGUGGGAAAGCUUUUAGUACACACAGUCAUUAUGUACAGGUGAAUUGA
This is a messenger RNA of Fukomys damarensis (Damara mole-rat), 1136 nucleotides long. RefSeq names its product zinc finger protein 709-like. The transcript has 6 exons. Gene Ontology annotation, biological process: negative regulation of transcription by RNA polymerase II. Gene Ontology annotation, molecular function: DNA-binding transcription repressor activity, RNA polymerase II-specific. The record is from RefSeq and is a predicted model, not a curated record. Bases 297 to 1136 code for a protein of 279 amino acids. NCBI's taxonomy places the organism in Eukaryota, Metazoa, Chordata, Mammalia, Rodentia, Bathyergidae.